AUGCCGCAUGUCUACCACGGCCAGUGGUCUUUCGACGGCGACACCUUCUACGUCACCUCCUCAAGUGGGCAUGUCCACCGACGCGCGACAUACUCCGAGCUGGACGACAUUUUCAGCACACCAUUAGGCGACAGAAGAAACAGAGCCGACUACCAAGACGACUGGUACGAAGCCCAACUUCUCCAUUUUGGACUACCACCGACAAAAAGCAAAGCUACAGCCAAGAUGAGAUUGAUGGAUGCCUUCCAGGACGGAACACUAGAUGUCCCUGAGGAAAUACUCGAAAUGGAGCACAAACUGACAAGGGCCUGGAUGAAACAAGACUUGGAGGCCCGUAUCCUGGGUCCUUCAAUGCAGCCUCCACUCAAUCCUGAGAUUACCGGAGCUACGACGACUGACGCGAUUGAGCUUGGCGCUGCUCAGAGGCCAUCGGGUCAUGAGGAGGGAAGGUUAUUCGGCGCAAGCUUGGUUGGAGGAAGCGAGAUCAGCGGGUACUCCAGUAUCAGUGGGGAAUGGACGCGGACGACCGGCUUCGGAUGGGGAUUUGCAGCAGGUUGGAUAUCAGACGGUGCCUCUGUUGCACCAGACUACGUACAGAAUGGUGAGAUGGCUUUCCGUGUAUAA
Messenger RNA from Penicillium mononematosum, 624 nucleotides. RefSeq lists its product as uncharacterized. Bases 1 to 624 code for a protein of 207 amino acids. The transcript has 2 exons. Lineage: Eukaryota; Fungi; Ascomycota; Eurotiomycetes; Eurotiales; Aspergillaceae. The record is from RefSeq and is a predicted model, not a curated record.